GUGCGCACGCCCGCGGCCCCGCGCGAGCCCCGUCCGCCCCGCGCCGCCGAGUCCCGCGCCCCGUGCACGGCCGCCGCUGCGUCCCGACCGAGUGCGGAGCCCGGCGCGAUGCGACGCUCCGAGGCGGGCCGCGCCGUGCUCCUGGCGCUGCUGGCCGCGCACUUCCAGGCGAGUCCGGCGCUGUUGGAGAAGAAAGUUUGCCAAGGGACAAGUAACAAGCUCACCCAGUUGGGCACUUUUGAAGACCACUUUGUGAGCCUCCAGAGGAUGUUCAAUAACUGUGAGGUUGUCCUUGGGAAUUUGGAAAUUACCUACAUGCAAAGUAGUUACAACCUUUCUUUCCUAAAGACCAUCCAGGAGGUUGCUGGCUAUGUACUCAUUGCCCUCAACACAGUGGAGAAGAUUCCUUUGGAAAAGCUGCAGAUCAUCAGAGGAAAUGUGCUCUAUGAAAACACCCAUGCCUUAGCGGUCUUAUCCAACUACGGUGCAAAUAAAACCGGACUGAGGGAGUUGCCCAUGAGAAACUUACAGGAGAUCCUGCAAGGCGCCGUGCGAUUCAGCAACAACCCCGUGCUCUGCAACAUGGAGACUGUCCAGUGGAGGGACAUCGUCCACACCGACUUUCUAAGCAAUAUGUCGAUUGAAUUUCAGAACCAGCUGAGCAAAUGCCCAAAGUGUGAUCCAGUCUGUCUUAAUGGAAGCUGCUGGGGUGCGGGGAAGGAGAACUGCCAGAAAAUGACCAAAGUCAUCUGUGCCCAGCAGUGUUCCGGGCGCUGCCGCGGCAGAUCCCCCAGCGACUGCUGCCACAGCCAGUGUGCCGCCGGCUGCACGGGGCCGCGGGAGAGCGACUGCCUGGUCUGCCGCAGGUUCCGGGACGAAGCCACGUGCAAGGACACAUGCCCGCCACUCAUGCUGUACGACCCCACCACCUACGAGAUGAAAGUCAACCCACUGGGGAAGUACAGCUUCGGCGCCACCUGUGUCAGGAAGUGCCCCCGUAACUACGUGGUGACGGACCACGGCUCGUGCGUCCGCGCCUGCAGCUCGGACAGCCAGGAGGUGGAGGAGGACGGCGUCCGCAAGUGUAAAAAGUGCGACGGGCCUUGUGGCAAAGUUUGUAACGGAAUAGGAAUUGGUGAGUUUAAAGAUACACUUUCCAUAAAUGCUACAAAUAUUAAACACUUCAGAAAUUGCACCUCGAUCAGUGGAGACCUUCAUAUCCUGCCAGUAGCAUUUAGGGGUGAUUCCUUCACACGUACUCCACCUCUGGACCCAAAGGAACUGGACAUUCUAAAAACUGUAAAGGAAAUAACAGGGUUUUUGCUGAUUCAGGCCUGGCCUGCAAACAGGACUGGCCUCCAUGCUUUUGAGAACCUGGAAAUCAUACGUGGCAGGACGAAGCAACAUGGUCAGUUUUCUCUUGCGGUUGUUGGCCUGGAUAUAAUGUCCUUGGGAUUACGCUCCCUCAAGGAGAUAAGUGAUGGAGAUGUGAUCAUUUCAGGAAACCGAAAGUUGUGCUACGCAGAUACAAUAAACUGGAAAAAACUCUUUGGGACCUCAAAUCAGAAAACCAAAAUUAUAAACAACAGGAGUGAAAAAGAGUGCAAGGCCAUGGGCCACGUCUGUAACCCGCUGUGCUCGUCAGAGGGCUGCUGGGGCCCGAAACCCAAAGACUGCGUGUCUUGCCGAAACUUCAGCCGUGGCAAGGAGUGUGUGGAGAAGUGCAACAUUCUAAAGGGAGAGCCCAGGGAGUUCGUCGAGAACUCCGAGUGCGUGCAGUGCCAUCCGGAAUGUCUGCCCCAGGCCAUGAACGUGACCUGCACGGGACACGGACCAGGCAGUUGUGUAAAGUGUGCCCACAACACUGACGGCCCUCACUGCGUCAAGACCUGCCCUGCUGGAGUCACAGGAGAAAACAGCACCCUGAUCUGGAAGUAUGCAGAUGCCAAUCACAUGUGUCACCUCUGCCACCCCAGCUGCACCUACGGCUGUGCUGGGCCAGGUCUUCAAGGCUGUGCAGUGAAUGGGCCCAGGAUUCCGUCCAUCGCCACCGGGAUCGUGGGCGCCCUGCUGCUGGCGCUGGUGCUGGCCCUGGGCGUCGGCCUCUUUCUGCGCAGGCGCCGCAUCGUCCGCAAGCGCACGCUGCGCCGGCUGCUGCAGGAGCGCGAGCUUGUCGAGCCUCUGACGCCCAGCGGAGAAGCUCCCAACCAAGCUCUCUUGAGGAUCUUAAAGGAGACGGAAUUAAAAAAGGUCAAGGUGCUGGGCUCCGGAGCAUUCGGCACGGUGUACAAGGGACUCUGGAUCCCAGAAGGCGAGAAGGUUAAAAUUCCUGUGGCUAUCAAGGAAUUAAGAGAAGCCACAUCUCCAAAAGCCAACAAGGAAAUUCUUGAUGAAGCCUACGUGAUGGCCAGUGUGGACAACCCUCACGUGUGCCGCCUCCUGGGCAUCUGCCUGACGUCCACGGUGCAGCUCGUCACGCAGCUCAUGCCCUUCGGCUGCCUGCUGGAUUAUGUGCGUGAACACAAGGACAACAUCGGCUCCCAGCACCUGCUCAACUGGUGCGUGCAGAUCGCAAAGGGCAUGAACUACCUGGAAGACCGGCGCUUGGUGCACCGAGACCUGGCGGCCAGGAAUGUGCUGGUGAAGACGCCGCAGCACGUCAAGAUCACGGAUUUCGGGCUGGCCAAACUGCUGGGCGCCGAGGAGAAGGAGUACCAUGCAGAAGGGGGCAAAGUGCCUAUCAAGUGGAUGGCCUUGGAAUCAAUUUUACACCGAAUUUACACCCACCAGAGUGAUGUCUGGAGCUACGGAGUCACCGUUUGGGAGUUGAUGACCUUUGGGUCCAAGCCUUACGACGGGAUCCCCGCGAGUGAGAUCUCAACCGUCCUGGAGAAGGGAGAACGCCUGCCUCAGCCGCCCAUCUGCACCAUCGACGUCUACAUGAUCAUGGUCAAGUGCUGGAUGAUUGAUGCAGAUAGUCGCCCAAAGUUCCGUGAGUUGAUCAUUGAAUUCUCCAAAAUGGCCCGAGACCCCCAGCGCUACCUUGUCAUCCAGGGGGACGAGAGGAUGCAUUUGCCAAGCCCUACGGACUCCAACUUCUACCGCACCCUGAUGGACGAAGAGGACAUGGAGGAUGUCGUGGACGCCGAUGAGUACCUCAUCCCCCAGCAGGGCUUCUUCCACAGCCCCACCACUUCCCGGACGCCCCUCCUCAGUUCCCUGAGCGCCACCAGCAGCACUCCCACUGUGGCUUGCGUUGAUAGAAACGGGCAGAGCUAUCCCCUCAAGGAAGACAGCUUCUUGCAGCGGUACAGCUCAGACCCCACUGGCACCUUGACCGAGGACAGCAUCGAUGACGCCUUCCUUCCAGCGGCCGAAUACGUAAACCAGUCGAUUCCCAAAAGGCCCGCGGGCUCUGUCCAGAACCCCGUCUAUCACAAUCAGCCUCUAAACCCAGCUCCAGGCAGAGACCCUCACUACCAGAAUUCCCACAGCAAUGCCGUGGGCAACCCUGAGUAUCUCAACACCGCCCAGCCCGCCUGCGCCAGCGGUGUGCUCGACGGCCCUGCCCUCUGGGCGCAGAAAGGCGGUCACCAGAUUAACCUGGACAACCCUGACUACCAGCAGGCCUUCCUUCCCAAGGACGCCAAGUCAAACGGCAUCUUUAAGGGUCCCGCCGCUGAAAAUGCGGAAUACCUGAGGGCAGCGCCGGCAGGCAGUGACCUUACCGGGGCCUGACCACGGAGGAUGGCCUCAGCCCUAAAAAUUCCAGCCCCUUCAGCCCCCAGGACCAAGCCACGGCAGCUACUCAGUCCUGCCAGCCAUACUCACGUUCACUCUUGGACCCGUGGACUGGUUUGGCCACAUCUGCCGUGAUCAGCCCAUCUUUCAGCCAACAAGUGUCCCCGACUCGGAUGCACUUUGGGGAAUUGCAGGGACAUUCCUUUGUCUUCAAACUGUGAGGCUUCCACAAAAGGCAUCCAGAAAGAAUGUUGUCCGUUUGGGCAGAAGUUCACCUUUCAAUGAGGUAUAUUUGAAAAACACUAAAUAUGUUUAAGGAGUUUUAUUGCUUGGGGACCUCUGCGGUUUUAAUUGUCAUUGAUUUUGCUCUUAAUGGACUUUUCCAAUGAGGGAAAAUCUUGCUCGUAGCACCUGUGGCACUGAGUUGACCCAGGCCCACCUGUGACCAAGAAGCAAGGGUCAGUCUUCCAGCUAACACUUGAUUCCCUUGGCUCUGCUUGGAGACUCUUCCAUUGCAAGACAGUUGAAUAACGAACCAGUCCUCUGGAUCCUAAGCAGGCCCGAUUGGUACUAUAUCAAAUCACGGCAGGUGCAAGAGGAUAAGCCACUUUGAACUCUUCCUGGGCAAGGAAGAAACAGAGGGGGUAGAAUUCUUCCUCAGACUUACUUUUAUGUAAAUGUCUCCAUGGUACUUAACUCUCCAUUGGUUGACCAGUGUUUUCUAAUUACAGGUAUUAGAUUUGUUUCUUUUCCAUUCCAUUGUUUUGAAAUUCAGUAUGCUUUCCCUGUCAGCAGGAGGAGACGGUAACCAAGAUCAGCUCAUAUUUGAUUCGUCAGCAUUCAGACCAGUUGCCUUUAAUUGAGAUGGAAUGACAGUGCAAAAAAGGAACAAAUCCCCCAAAUUUGAGUCCCAGAGGAAAUACAUCAAGUCCUUUGGGGGUCAGGGGACAGGCAUGUAUCGGGAGACUGCAAAAACGAAGCUGCGAUUAAAACUUUGAGCUCCCCCCGACAAAAAAAAAAUUUGUUUAAGCUACUCAUGGAAGAUAGUUUUCUUUUUAUUUCACUUCAAGGGUUUUUUACUCCAAGGGUACUUUGCUCCUCACCGGUAAGCUGCCCCCGAAGCUCCUCCUCGCCCUUGGUGAGCUGAAGGGUCCAGGCUCUGGGGCAGCUCUGCAGACAUGUCUCGCCCUCACCACUGCUGGCACGUUUUAGACUAGAGACAGCAUUUUGUGUCGUGUGGAAUUCAGGUGGUAAAUAUGAAAUUUGACUUUGAUGAUACUGCCUUCAUACCAUCUAUAGGCAUGUGAGAAGAAGAAAACAAUUUCCCCUUAAAAUAACUCCCUGUAAUUGGAGGACCUGCUGCUUAGGACACCAGCAUUUUCUCAGCUGUGUCCCCGCACCCUGACUGUUAACACACUUCUUUGUAGACAGUGUUAUAAACACUCUUCAGCAUCCACUGCAGCCAGGAAGAAAUGUUUCAGACAGUAUUUUCAGCCGCCCAUCCCACAUCCCACAUCCACGAUUUUCCUUUAGCUUUUAUUUAUUGACUCAGAUGGAUCAGGGCCCCAGUUUUGUUACCAAAGUAUUUUAUUUUGUCUCAAUGGAAAUAUACACUAUAUUCAAUUCCAUCACAUCGUGUUCUAAAUACCCUUGAACACCUUACCAGCCUGGCAUAGGUACUGAAGAUAAAUAAAACAUAAUCCGUGAUUCCACGAAAUUCACAAUUUAGCGAAGAAAAUUGACUCACAAAUACCAGCCUUAAAACGAUAUGACAGAUGCCAGACAUGACAUGUCAGCCCAGCACCGUGACAGCACAAAGCAGGGCGUAAGGGGGGACCGGGUCCUGGAGGAGCCGUGGUGGAGUUGGGUUAAAAGACCCCCCAGGGUGUCAGCCACUGGAAAAUGGAAAGUGCAUUCCCAGCAGAGGGAGUGUCACCCACGAAAGCAUCUGCCACAGGAACCACUCAUGCAGCCGGUCUACAGGCCCACUGCCCCUUCCGGCCUGGGAGUUACGUUCCCCAAGGGCCCUUCGGGUCCGUCCCCACGGGGGAUUUGAAAAUGAUUCGAGGAAAGAUUAAACAACAUCUCCUAAGAAUCUGAAAUUUUAUGUCCUUGUCAGUAAACCACUUUCAUUAUUUAUUCACCUCAGAACAUAAAUACUUUAGCCCACUAUUUAUCCAGCACUGAGAAACAGAACGAUUCACAUUCUGCUGUCACUUAUUUGUCAGGAAACAGAUGGUGAGGGAGGACCACGACAUGCUGGUCCAAUUGUAGCAGUAAAAUCCUAGUAUUUUUGUAAUUUGAAAUACUUUAACAUAAUAAAACAGCGAGAACUA
Balaenoptera musculus (blue whale) is the source of this 6077-nucleotide messenger RNA. RefSeq names its product epidermal growth factor receptor (gene EGFR). Gene Ontology annotation, cellular component: basal plasma membrane; signaling receptor complex. The coding region runs from base 109 to 3738 and encodes 1209 amino acids. Gene Ontology annotation, biological process: protein phosphorylation; negative regulation of apoptotic process; positive regulation of kinase activity. Gene Ontology annotation, molecular function: ATP binding; epidermal growth factor binding; epidermal growth factor receptor activity. Lineage: Eukaryota; Metazoa; Chordata; Mammalia; Artiodactyla; Balaenopteridae. The transcript is spliced from 28 exons. The record is from RefSeq and is a predicted model, not a curated record.